UUUUUUUUUUUUUUUAAAUUAUCCUGAUAUACAGAACUUUUAAUCCGAAGAAAUGGAUUUUCCUUUACCAACUGAAUGUGUAGAAGAUGUGAUUUCAAAUCUCGAAAUAAACAGAGAUUUAUUUUCUGCUUUGAUGGUUAAUAGAGAAUGGUGCAAAUUUGCGGUCCCUAUUCUAUGGAAAAAUCCGUUUGAUAACAAUAAUCGAGAAAACCAUUGUAAGAAGGUUAUAAUGAGAACGUAUUUAUCAUGUCUUGAUCAAAGAUCAAAACUAUUUUUAGAAUCGAAUGGAGUUGACUUAUCAUGUACAUCUUCUAGUACUGCGUUUGAUUACGCAUCUUACUUGAAUUAUCUUUCAACUACUAGUUUAAAAUUUAGGAUUCAACAAUAUAUGUUUCCACAAGCAGGUUUUUGCGGAUCUAUGUUAAAUGAACAUCAAAAAACUUCCAAUCAAAUUAAAUUGAUAUUUACAAUCUUAUGCAAGCAUUUCAUUUCUCGAUCUGUAGAAUUAAAAUAUAUUGAAUUCAGUGAUUUUGGAUUCGAUCCAUUGAAUGUUUAUUCAAUCCCUUUCGCAACUUUUGAAGGUGCUAAUAGAAGUCUUGCAAAUCUUCAAAUUUUUUGUUUUCAUGGAAUUCCUGGAAAAUCGAAUAAUGCGAAAACAUUUGUUUCCAUGUCAAAUGUUUGUAAGAAUAUUUCACAUCUUGAAAUUACUCUCUCAACACUUGACGAAGCAAAAGGUUUAGCUUCACUUAUUUCUGUUCAAAAUCAUUUGGAACAUUUCAAGCUUGUCUCAGAUACUAGGUUUACUCUAAUUGAUGAUGACAUCUUUGGUGCAAUUUUUCGAUCACUUGCGACUCAAAGUAAUACUUUUCGUUCCAUAUUUCUUCAAAAUGUAUCCUUUACUAACGUUGAUUUCAAAAGUCUAGCCGAAUUUGGUAAAUGUAAGGCAUUGAGGUCCAUGACAUUUAUUGAGUGUGAAGAAAUUCAAGAAAAAACCUUUAAUGCAAUCAGCAAUGCAUUUCCUUUAUUAGAACAUGUAUUCUAUGUUUCAGGACCAUCCGAAGUUCCUUCUCAAAGUUUUUGUGAGAUAUUUAAAACAGCUCAAUUAAAUAUUAAAAGUGUUUCAUUUGAUGUUGAAGUUUUUGGAUUAAUUGAAAUAAUUACGAAAUUCUGCACAAAAUUGGAAGAUAUUUCAGUCAAUUCUAUUGAUCCUACAGAAAUUAUCUUAAUUUUAAGUAAUUGUAAAGAAUUAAAAUAUAUCAAUUUUCGAGGGGAAGGAGGAAUUGAUGCAAAUGAUAUUUUUAUCGGAAUGGCAAGGUCUAUCUCUCCGAAUUUAGAAAUACUCUCGCUUAAUAUGUCUUUUACAAACCCUUGGAUUUUUUCACCCGAGUCUUUAAAAAUAUUUUUAGAUAGUUGUAAAAAUACUCUUAAAAUUUUUAAAAUUUAUCAUUAUAAUGCACCUUUUAAUAUUCGAGAUUUAGAGGAUGCAAGAAUAAAAACAAUGAAUGAAGAACAUUUUAAUGUAAUUCGCCAAAGUGGAAUUACAUUUCAUAUGGAUAGUGAUAUUUGGCCAAGAAAUACGAAUAUUAUUACCACAAUUGAUAUUCCAGAGAAUAUCGAAGAAAAUCAGUAAAAAGAAUUUGUUAAAAAUAGUUUUACGACACAAUUAUUACAGAUAAAAUUUAUUUGUAUUUCGUUGAUAUAUAAAAUAUUGUACAUUUGUUUUUAUUAAUAAAAAAUUGGUAAA
This is a messenger RNA of Rhizophagus irregularis DAOM 181602=DAOM 197198, 1744 nucleotides long. The record is from RefSeq and is a predicted model, not a curated record. Lineage: Eukaryota; Fungi; Glomeromycota; Glomeromycetes; Glomerales; Glomeraceae.